This is a messenger RNA of Closterium sp. NIES-67, 3859 nucleotides long. Lineage: Eukaryota; Viridiplantae; Streptophyta; Zygnematophyceae; Desmidiales; Closteriaceae. The record is from the annotation of a GenBank genome assembly.
AUCUUUUCCAUUCCACCGUCACUCAGAACUUAGCCACCUUUGAUCUGUCCCAUUAUUCCACCCAGAGCUUCGCCUUCUGCGUGUCGACGUUGGUGCAGCGGCGAGCCACUCUUACAGGAAACGCUAAAAGUUGUGGAAGUCGCCACGGCUGCUUUCUUGAGCAGCCGUUUUCUCCUUUUUUAUUUUUCCUUCUCUCAAAACUCGAAGUAGCAGGAGAUUGCGACGGCUUGCCGCGACCAUCAUCGUGGCGUGAUGGAGCGCGCAACCCUUCUGCUCGGCGCGCUGCUCCUUCUGACGUGUCUCGCGGUUUCACGGGUCGACUGCGUUCCCCUCGCCAGGUCCCAGGCGCAAGUCCUGGUGGACUGUCAGAAGGCGUGGAACACAACGAUUGAAGGCUGGAAGAUCGGCGGGGACUGCAGCAGUGCGAGCAAUGUCAUGUGCGACGCCCAAGGCAUGAUCACAGAGAUAUCUGUGCACGACAACCUUAUGUUUUCUGGUGGAAUUCCUGACUCCAUUGGCAACCUCACCAAUCUUCAUCGCUUGUAUAUUUUGAAUAACAACCUGAGUGGCUCGAUACCAGCUGCAAUUGGCAACCUUCAGUUUGUGACCGAGUUAAACCUUGGCUACAACCAACUUACUGGCAAUAUUGACUUCAUUGGGAAGCUCACAAAUCUUCGACUCUUACACAUUAAUGCGAACCAGCUGAGUGGCUCAAUACCAGCAACCAUUGGCAACCUUCAGCUUGUGACUGAGCUAAACCUCAGCUACAACAGCCUUACAGGCACAAUUCCUGGCUCCAUUGGCAACCUCACAAGCGUCACUUACCUAUGGCUCCUCCAAAAUAAGCUGAGCGGCCAGAUACCAGAAACUUUGAGCAACCUCCAAUCGCUGAGCACCUUAAACCUUGGCUACAACAGCCUGACGGGCUCAAUUCCUGGAGCCAUUGGCAAGAUCAGGAAUCUUACUGCCAUAUUUCUCAACCGGAACAACCUGAGUGGCUCGAUAUUUGCAACGAUUGGCAACCUUCCACAUUUGUCCGACUUAGGGCUUGAAUACAACAGCUUAACUGGCUCAUUACCCGACUCCAUUGGCAAGCUGAUAGAACUUCGUUCCUUUCACAUUUAUGCGAACCAGCUGAGUGGCUCAAUACCAGCAACCAUUGGCAACCUUCAGCUUGUGACUGAGCUAAACCUCAGCUACAACAGCCUUACAGGCACAAUUCCUGACUCCAUUGGCAACCUCACAAGCGUCACUGAGCUAUGGCUCCUCCAAAAUAAGCUGAGCGGCCAGAUACCAGAAACUUUGAGCAACCUCCAAUCGCUGAGCACCUUAAACCUUGGCUGCAACAGCUUGACGGGCUCAAUUCCUGGAGCCAUUGGCAAGAUCAGGACUCUUACUGCCAUAUAUCUCCACCAGAACAACCUGAAUGGCUCGAUAUUUGCAACGAUUGGCAACCUUCCACACUUGUCCGACUUAGGGCUUGCCUACAAUAGCUUAACUGGCUCAUUACCCGACUCCAUUAGCAAGCUGAUAGAACUUCGUUCCUUAUCUGCUGAGGGGAACAGUCUGAAUGGCCCGAUUCAAGAAGCUAUUAGCAAUCUUCGAUAUUUAACCGAAUUGAAUCUCAUUAACAAUAAAUUCACUGGAUCCAUUCCAUCCACUAUUGGACGUAUGAGCAACUUGACGAACUUAGGCAUUGCCAUCAACAGCUUGACUGGCACAAUCCCGGAAUCUCUUUUCAGGCUUUCAAGUCUUGGUGGCUUAUAUAUGGACGGAAACAACCUGUCUGGCUCGAUACCAGCGGCAAUAGGCAGCCUUACAUUUUUUACCGACUUAUACCUUGCCAACAACUGCUUGAGUGGCACAAUCCCUGAAUCCAUUGGCAAGCUCUCUACUCUUGGUAUCUUAUGUCUCAAUGGAAACAAGCUCACUGGCUCGAUACCAACAACGAUAGGCAACCUUCGAUAUUUAACCGACUUGCGGCUUGGAUCCAACUCUCUGUCUGGUUCCCUACCAGCAUCACUCGGGAGCCUUCAACUCUUAACGGAAAUGUAUCUUGCCAACACCAACCUGACUGGCAGCAUCCCUGCUUCCAUUGGCAACCUCCAACAGCUUUCUGUGUUGAAUCUGAAUGGGACUGCAGCCACAUGCCCUCCUGACUUUUCUCAAUGCGUGGCCACACAAAAUCUUACAAGUGCAUUUUGCCGCAAGUGCCCCUCCUUCUGCACCACUUGUGUCAAGGCAGCACCAUCGCCUCCCUCCCCAUCUCCAGUGCCCGCCACGACACCCCCAUCGACACCCCCGGAGUCCCCCUCACCAUCCUCCUCUCUAGCAUCCCUACCUUCACCUGAUGCCUCCCAGUCUGGAGGCGGCCUGUCAGCAGCAGCCAUUUCUGGCAUUGCUGUGGCAGCUGUGGCUGCCGUGCUGUUGCUGUUGAUUGGUGUGGUGAUAUGGCAGAAAGGCUACAAGAAAGAAGGAGCACAAGGAGAAGAUAUGGCAGUCAAGGAGGGAGAGGAUGGAGCACUACAUAGUGGUGAUAAUGGAGGCCUGGCUGGCAGCGUCGCAGCCUCCCAAUGCACCGAGUACUCCCUUGAGGAAGUCAUGGCAGCCACGAGCAACUGGUCCGAUGACAACAAGCUUAAAUCGGGUGCCUUUGGAGAUGUGUACAAGGGCGUGUCUCCAAGGGAUGGCACCACCCUGUGGGCGGUCAAGCGAGCCAAACUGCUUGCUGCUGACUUCCAGGGAGAGGUCCGACAAAUGGCCGGCAAGAACCAUCCCCACAUUGUGCGGCUGCUCGGGUUCGCGGUUGGAGGGGACAUGAGGACCAGGCCGGAGCAAGUCCUGAUUUACGAGCUUGCCCCAAACGCUGACCUUGAAUCGUGGAUCAGUUCAAAGGCGCCCUUCUAUCUCAGCCUGAAGCAGCGGCUGGACAUCCUCAUCGGCAUUGCACGUGGCUUAGAUUACCUCCACAGCUUUGGCCUCGUGCAUCGCGACAUCAAACCCGCCAACAUCCUCCUUGGGGAAAGCAUGCAGGCCAAGAUUGCGGACUUUGGGCUUGUGAGGGCAGUAGAGGGCUCAAUAGUGGGCAUUUCUCAUGUCGUGGGCACACCCGGCUAUGUGGAUCCCGUCUACACUGUGACAUCAAAGGCCACUACUGCCACUGAUGUCUACAGCUUCGGUGUGCUGAUGCUUGUGGUCCUCACUGGGCGAAGCCCGAGCCCUAUGGCUGAUGGAGAGAGCAACCACAUUUUGGCAUGGGUGGAGGCCUGCCUGGCGUCCGACAACCCGACCCGCCUCAAGGGCCUCAGCAUGGACGCCCCUGAUGAUGCUGUGCUGCGCUUGGCCCAGCUGGCUCUCAGCUGCACUGUGGAGCGCACUGCCAGUCGCCCAAGCAUGGAGGGCAUUGCCAGUGAGCUGCAGGGUAUCAGGAAUGAAAUGGCGGGGAAAGGGGAGCUGAGUGCAGCAGGUAAAGUGGAUAAGCAAGCCCAGGAGAUGAAGGGUGCAGUUUCCCAUACUGCUGACCUGGAAUUCGUUGACGACCUCCUGCAAGGAGAAUCUUUCAAAGAUCAGUCACCUAUUUGAAUAGAACUCCAGGAAGCUGUAGCCUACAUAACUCAGGAAUUGGUGAAGUUUUUAUUGGAUAAGCGGCUCUUUUCUAAGGGCGUUCUCCUACAGAGUUGGAUCCUGCAAGGUUGGUUCCAUCUCCUGAGCGGCAGUGUGGUGCAAGGGUCGAAAAUGUGCAUUUUAGUGCGGCUCGCUUUUGUCAAGUAGCAAGCGAAAAGUUUGCUUCAAGUGUGGGACUGCACCCCCUAAGAGAUGAUCCAGCAAAGAUAUUACAAAUUAUAAUCUAACUAGCUUA